Euleptes europaea (tarantolino) is the source of this 1010-nucleotide messenger RNA. RefSeq names its product SPT3 homolog, SAGA and STAGA complex component (gene SUPT3H). Gene Ontology annotation, molecular function: transcription coactivator activity. The record is from RefSeq and is a predicted model, not a curated record. Lineage: Eukaryota; Metazoa; Chordata; Lepidosauria; Squamata; Sphaerodactylidae. The transcript has 9 exons. Bases 28 to 951 code for a protein of 307 amino acids. Gene Ontology annotation, biological process: transcription by RNA polymerase II.
UUACAGCAGGCCUCUGAGGUUUCUCAGAUGAGAGGAGCCAGAGUCAUUUCUGCAGAGGAUCUUCUUUUCUUGAUGCGCAAAGAUAAGAAAAAGCUCAGAAGGCUACUUAAAUAUAUGUUUUUCCGAGACUACAAAUCUAAAAUCGUCAAAGGCAUUGAAGAAGAUGAUCUUCUGGAAGACAAACUCGGCAGUGGCAGCAUCAACAAACGUCAGAAAAUCGCUCAAGACUUCCUUAUCUCUAUUGAUCAGACGGGAGAACUCUUGUCUUUGUUUGACGACGAUGAGGUUGAUGAUGUGAAACAAGAGAGAAUGGAGAGAGCAGAAAGACAAACCCGAAUGAUGGACUCAGCACAAUAUACAGAAUUUUGUGAAAGUCGUCAACUGAGCUUCUCUAAGAAAGCUUCCAAGUUCCGAGACUGGCUGGACUGCAGUAGCAUGGAAAUAAAACCAAAUGCAAUUGCCAUGGAGAUCUUGGCUUAUUUAGCCUAUGAGACUGUCGCACAGCUGGUGGAUCUGGCUCUUUUAGUCAAGCAGGACAUGGCUCCCAAAGCAGGCGAUCCUUUCAGUCACGCAAUAUCUGCUACUUUCAUUCAGUAUCACAACCCUACUGAGAUGCAUGCUUUAGGGCAGACUGGAAGUAUGAAGAGCAGCCCAGAUUCUCCUGAGAACACGCCCCCAGCUACACCCACUCCUCCCACCUCUGUCCCUCAGCACCUUGGGAAGACGCAGUCCGGAACGAUGGGGAACGGCAACGUUGCACAAGACUCGUCCAAAGCCAAACAGCGAAAAAGGAAAAAGAGCGCGGCCGCUUGUGGUGCCGAGGCUCAGAGCGAUGCUAUCCAGCCAGCCCACAUCAGAGAGGCCAUUCGGCGCUACGGCCACAAGAUUGGCCCCCUUUCCCCGUUCACGAGCGCCUACCGCAGAAACGGGAUGACUUUUCUCGCUUGCUAAUGUGGAUGUGGCCAGAGCAACCGGAAAGGCAGAGUUAUAUUAAGGUGAUUUCCCCCCCC